Molecule: messenger RNA, 4309 nt
Organism: Diorhabda sublineata
Lineage: Eukaryota; Metazoa; Arthropoda; Insecta; Coleoptera; Chrysomelidae
Product: protein Skeletor, isoforms B/C
Exons: 12
Coding region: 339-2447 (702 amino acids)
Source: RefSeq, a predicted model, not a curated record
AGAAUAACCUCGUUUCGCGAGCGAUAUCUCGCUAGUAUACGAAACGUCGACUUUUCCCAAUCGAGAAAAAAGAGAAACUUUUCGGUUUUCACUUCGACAAUGUGAUGUGAUUUCUCUUUUCAACAUUGAACUGAACGGUUCGUUUGGUAACCGCUUAUUGCGAUCGAACGUUUUUUAUUUUGUUUAAACGCGUUUAAAUAUUAUUAUGUGAAUUUCGUUGAUGCGCGAAUGUUCGAUGUUUUCGUUUUUGGUUGUGCGGAACGUUGGAUGUUUAAGGAUUCGAUGUGAAAAGUAAUUCGUAGGAUCGAGUGAUCGUGCUACACCAUUUAAAUGUAAUAAUGACAAGUUUCACGUUGCUAGCCAUUUUUGGAUUAAUACCUUCAAUUCAACUCGGUUUGUGCGGUAAACCGGCGGAGCCCUAUUAUGGUAAAAAAAUCGGAAGAUUGGUGGAAUUUGCCCAUGGUAUAAAAGGUACCGCGUACGCUGUAGACGAAAGUACAAUAUUUAUAAAAGGAUUCUGUUAUGAUGGUACUGGUCCGGACGCUUUUUUCUGGAUUGGAAAUUCUCCCAGACCUAGUCCCGAAGGAAUUAUCAUACCGUAUCCGGAAGAUUACAGCGGCAGGGAUCCACCGGUAUUACGGGCUUACAAUAACACAGACAUAAUUCUUAGGCUUCCGAUGGGAAAAAGAAUUAGGGAUAUCCGAUGGCUGUCCGUUUGGUGUAGGCGAUUCACGGUAGAUUUCGGCGAAGUUUUUAUUCCACCAAAUUUAGAAGUACCCAAACCGCGGGUUCUACCAGAAUUCAAAAGGUUAGCUCACGGGUUACGUUCGGACAAUAUCAGUAUUUUAGACGCAAAAACUUUUUACAUUCCAAAUUUACAUUACGACGGCGCCGGUCCGGAUGCUUAUUUUUGGGUGGGAAAUGGAUCGGAGCCAACGUCUUUCGGCAUCAAAGUACCCAACGAAAUGGGUUCUCUCGAUCCACUAAGAGGUUACCAAGGUGAGGACAUUGAAAUUCAAUUACCGGGACUGUUAACGGUGUACGACAUUGAUUGGUUGGCGGUUUGGUGUGUUCAAUAUAGGCACAAUUUCGGCCAUGUUCAUAUACCGAAAGAUAUUGAUGUUCCUCCUGCCCUCGGCCAAACAAAAGUUUCACCUCCUUGGUGGUAUAAUCCGACCAGUACAACACCUAGAACUAUUCCUCCAGCAAAUUGUCGGGAAUUUUUAGAUAAAAGAUUACAAGUUCGAUGGCAGAUAGAAGAUGAUUUUGUUGAUAUUAUUUUAACAGCCAAAAUACCAGAGGAUCAAUACAUAGCUUUUGGAUUAUCAGGUGCCUCAGGAAAACCCCAAAUGGUGGGCGGUGAUGUAAUCGUCGCUUUCUACGAUACGGAAACUGAAACUUUCCACGCUGAAGAUUAUUACAUAUCCCAUACCGCCCAAUGCGACGGUAAACAAGGCGUUUGUCCUGACGAACGUAUUGGGGGAAGGAACGAUGUUACACUGAUAUCCGGCUCUCGCGAUAACGGAAUUACCUAUAUCAAAAUCAGGAGACCUUUAAAAACGAACGAAGCAAUCCACGAUCAACCGAUUCCGCUUCAAGGUUCAGUAUCCGUUAUCGCUGCUUUCGGACCAUUGAACUCGUUAAAAGAGGCCAACGCUCACAAUGCUGACGAUAAAACAACCGAAGAUUCACGAAUCGAUUUUAGCAAUUACGAAGACCACGAUUGCACCGUUGAUCUAGAGGAUUUGGGUACCCAAAAUGGUCCGAAACCGUGGAAACCUGCCGUAAUUAUAGGAGAAACCAUAUUUAAUGCAAGGUUAGGUCCGGCCGGCGGUAAAAGAGGAUACACCGCAAUCACGGGACAGCCAUCUUGGGGCAUAGCGUGGUACCUCAACGAUCUUCUAAUUCCGGAGAUCACUUUGGAACGCGGUCAGACGUAUACGUUCGUUGUGGAAGGCGGCGACGACAGUACCAAUCCGGCAAGGUAUCAUCCUUUCUAUAUAACGGAUUCGAAGGAAGGUGGAUUCGGUCAGAAGUCGCGCGAAGAUCAAAGGAAACAAAAAGUUUUCGCCGGAAUAGAAUACAACGAAGAAGAUUAUCCGUACCCGAGUUUGGCCGGAAGGUAUUGCGAAUGGACCCACAAGAGCGUCGAUAGAUCCGCGGAAUCGGAAACGUUCGAUGAAUUUAUCAAAACUUUGAGGUUGGAAUGUGAUCAAGGCGAACCGGCGUAUUUGAAUUGGACUGUUCCGUCGGAUGCUCCAGAUCUGCUUUAUUACCAGUGUUAUACGCACACCAACCUUGGUUGGAAGAUACACAUCGUGGAACCUGGUUACAUCUCCCAAAUAAAUAGUGAAAUUAGCAAUUCACUGUUGAAUCCAACCGCACUUAUUCUAUCUUCGUUACUACUGUCAACGACGAUAUUUAAGAUUAUAUUUUUUUAUCUGUAACGAAGAGUCGCGUUAUUUUUAAGUAUUGACUGAAAGUUUUUAAAAAUUUAUAUACUAUCCAUGAAAAUUACUAGAUAAUAUUCAAUUACUAACAGCGUUUUUGUCGAAGACUAAUUAAAAAAAUAAUGUGCUUUAGUAAAUGAAUAUAUUUUCGAUAUUGGGUAAGUCCUACUUCAUAUCAAUUAAAUGUUUUAAAGUAAUUAUUGAUAAGGAUAAAAUAACGCAUGUCAUUUAUACGAAAGUGCAAGACACAUAACACAUUACUUUUAAUAAAUUAUUUUUUAUGUUAAUUAUGAAAAUAUGACGACUAUUCCCGAACCAACACGAGUGCGUCUGAUACCCAUUAUUACACACGCAGUGUUGCCCACUCUAUCGAUUAUUCCGUAUAUCUACAGUAUUCAUAUUUUGUAUAUGAAUCUACGAAAUAAUGUAUGUGACAUUUGUGAUCCAAAAUAGAUUAUAUAAAAAUUCAGAUAUAAAAAAAUUUCAAAAACGUAAGGAAUUAUUUUAGCCUGAAAGUUUCAACUGGUAUACGAUUUUUUUUCAAUAAAGCAGUACGAAUUUCUAAAUUUACAUAUGGCAACAUUGAUUAUUAGUUUUAAUAUAAAGAGGUUUAAUUAAUUUCUGACAGAUGCCGACUAUUUCCGAACCGACACGAGUGCGUCUGAUACUCAUUACACACGCAGUGUUGCCCACUCUAUCGAUUAUUCCGUAUAUCUACAGUAUUCAUAUUUUGUAUAUGAAUCUACGAAAGAAUGUAUGUGAUAUUUAUGAUCUGAAAUAGUUUAUAUGAAAAUUCAGAUAUAAAAAAAUUUCAAAAACGUAAGGAAUUAGUUUAGCCGGAAAGUUUCAACUGGUAUACGAUUUUUUUUCAAUAAAGUAGUACGGAAUUUCUAAAUUUACAUAUGGCAACAUUGAUUAUUCGUUUUAAUUUAAAGAGGUUUAAUUAAUUUCUGACAGAUGCCGACUAUUCCCGAACUGACUCGAGUGCGUCUGAUACUCAUUACACACGCAGUGUUGCCCACUCUAUCGAUUAUUCCGUAUAUCUACAGUAUUCAUAUUUUGUAUAUGAAUCUACGAAACAAUGUAUGUGACAUUUAUGAUCUGAAAUAGUUUAUAUGAAAAUUCAGAUAUAAAAAAAUUUCAAAAACGUAAGGAAUUAGUUUAGCCUGAAAGUUUCAACUGGUAUACGAUUUUUUUCAAUAAAGCAGUACGGAAUUUCUAAAUUUACAUAUGGCAACAUUGAUUAUUAGUUUUAAUAUAAAGAGGUUUAAUUAAUUUCUGACAGAUGCCGACUAUUUCCGAACCGACACGAGUGCGUCUGAUACUCAUUACACACGCAGUGUUGCCCACUCUAUCGAUUAUUCCGUAUAUCUACAGUAUUCAUAUUUUGUAUAUGAAUCUACGAAACAAUGUAUGUGACAUUUAUGAUCUGAAAUAGUUUAUAUGAAAAUUCAGAUAUAAAAAAAUUUCAAAAACGUAAGGAAUUAGUUUAGCCGGAAAGUUUCAACUGGUAUACGAUUUUUUUUCAAUAAAGUAGUACGGAAUUUCUAAAUUUACAUAUGGCAACAUUGAUUAUUCGUUUUAAUUUAAAGAGGUUUAAUUAAUUUCUGACAGAUGCCGACUAUUCCCGAACUGACUCGAGUGCGUCUGAUACUCAUUACACACGCAGUGUUGCCCACUCUAUCGAUUAUUCCGUAUAUCUACAGUAUUCAUAUUUUGUAUAUGAAUCUACGAAACAAUGUAUGUGACAUUUAUGAUCUGAAAUAGUUUAUAUGAAAAUUCAGAUAUAAAAAAAUUUCAAAAACGUAAGGAAUUGUUUAGCCUGAAAGUUUCAACUGGUAUACGAUUUUUUUCAAUAA